AUGGAAGUGGAAAAAACAACACAGAUUACCAAGAGAUUGUUUGCCACAACAUCUCCAACAACAUUCAAUGUGGUUGAAAGGAGAACUACUUGGUUAGAGUCUGAAGCUGUUCAUUCGUUCUGUGAGGAGAUGGAUGGUCAAUUCAACAUGGAUGGAAAUUUUGAUUUCACAAAAUAUGAUAUGAUAUUUUUCCCAAUCUUUUCAAAUAGACAGUACUUUUUGGUGUGCUUUUCCUUUAAGACUGGUAUUGCGGACGUGCUAGACAUUGUCGUGCCUGAGAACGGUAUUCCAGAUGCGAGCAAAUAUGCGACAGACCUGGGUCUACUUCGGAAUUUUCUUGGCUACUAUCUCGAGUCAAAAGGACUGAACGCAAUGUGUGAGGUAAUAAUGAAAGAGCAGAGAACCCGACUGCUGGACUUGCCCUGGAAGACACCCCAGGCCACUAAUGACUCGGCAGUAUUCCUGAUGAGGCACAUGGAGUCCUACAAAGGUAACCCUGACAAUUUAAAGGCUAUUGGUCUUCAUGGUGCUAGUGUGAGGAUUCUGCAGAUUUUGAGGGGGAGGUAUUGCAAGAACAUGCUCCUUGCACCGUUCAACAGUGCCAAAGAAAGGUUCUUGUCAUACAUGAGUCAUUUCAUCAACGUGACGCCCACUUUCAGAACAGAUUUUGCUAGGCAAGUGAAUGGAAUGUUGAACAAGGCUCCCAGUAACGAGCAAUGCAAUCAGCCUGCCAGGAAGAGAAGCAAGAUGAAAUGA
Messenger RNA from Salvia splendens (bonfire salvia), 756 nucleotides. RefSeq lists its product as uncharacterized. The coding region runs from base 1 to 756 and encodes 251 amino acids. NCBI's taxonomy places the organism in Eukaryota, Viridiplantae, Streptophyta, Magnoliopsida, Lamiales, Lamiaceae. The transcript has 4 exons. The record is from RefSeq and is a predicted model, not a curated record.